CUCACUUCUACAGAGUUUUCAACGACUACUAGUUCGGGCCCCAUCUAGGCUAACAAAAUUUUUUUUUGGCAAUAAAAAAAAACUUUAUGAAUAAAGGUAAAUUCUGCGUGGUGCAGUCGGAGACAAUCGUACAUGAACGCGGGUGGCAGACGGUCGCGGCAGUGGCGGAGUCCCGAGUGCCUGGGCACCGGCUAUCCUCCACCUGCCGCCCAAAGACUCCCCUUGCCACCUGCCCCCUACCCCUGUGUGGUGCAAAGGAAUGGGAAUGGUGACACCUUUCAGGUUCGGCGCUCCGAGACAUACCCUUUGAUCCGAACUCCUGAGUCCAGAUGCCAAGAAAGUAUGGCACCCAGAAGGUUGACCAACAACCGUUCGACUGAUGGCCGCGGGCGACCCUUCGACAUGGAGCACGACGACGUCCUGCAAGUCUGGCAGCAGAGCCCGCAUAAGGACACGCUGGGCUUCUAUGGCGUCGGUUCGCCCACCCAACAGCCCGAAUCGUUGAAGUUCAACCAGGUGCUGGCACAGGCCCUGGAAAAGGUGAGCGGGAUACCCAGACAGCGUCCAACCAAGCCCCAUCUCCCACCCCAACUGCGUCGCGUCCAGUCCACUAAACCUUUUCCGUCGCAACCGUGCCCAGCCCUGAUCCUCAAUCGCUGGGCGUUGCAACUGGAAUUGCAACGGAUGCCGCAUGUCCAGCAGCAACUAUCUCCACAAAAGGCGAUCAACAGCAUGUACUGCUGGGUUAAUCCGGAUCGCAAGAAUCCUUUUGGUUCCCAACAGAAGCCACUCCACAACCUCAAUCGGCAACGUCCUGUGGCGCCGAUCGCUCGACGACGGACCAAAUUCUGGUACUGUCCUCCUUGUUGUGUGCCGAGUGCUAAGACUGAUGUGCGGGAUGCAGAGGCCUUCGACCAGCCCGACCCAGCCGAGCCCAAGAACUACGAUGAGCUGUACAGUCGGCUCGUGGGCUGCUUUGAGCCAAAAGGGGAUCCGCUCUGCAAGGUCUACGAGGCUUGCUGCAAGCCGAAGAAGCAGCGGGGGAAAGAUGGAGGUGCAGGUGGCACUGGAGGCGGAGCUGGUGGUACCGGAGGUGCCGGAGGCGGAGAUGGAGAUGGCGAGGAAAGUGACUACAAAGUAGGACGUGCCAGCGGACCAGGAAGAGGAUCCGUACUACGACAUAGCAACAGCUACAUCAGUAGUCAUGGAGAAGGAGACGGAGGACAAGAAAAGGAUAGAGGCGAUAGAGGCCACAAACGCGAUAAAGGUGAUAAAGGCGAUACAGGCGAUAAAACAGAUAAAAGUGAUAAAGACGAUAAAGGUGAUAAAGGCGACAGAGGCAAGAAGGAUGCCAAAAAGCGUAAAGAGGAAGGUGAUUCAAAGGUGCCAAACGACGCAAUCAAGAAUAAAGGUGAUGGAAUCCUCAUUGAGAUAAAUAAAGAGAAAGAUCCGAAAAAGGAUAAAGACGGCGAAAGCAUAAAAUCGAAAUUUGAAUAUGUGAGAAGGGAUAAGAAAUACAAGACCCCAAGGGAUGAGCCCCCCAAAAAAGGAUAUAAGGAAGAAGACACAAUAGUGGAUGCACCACCUUUAGAUGAAGAGGUUGAAGAUUAUAAACCGGUCAGACUUCCUUCGCACCGGGCUUCUAGGACACCUUCUAAAGUCCAAAUGGAACAGCCGCCGCCAGAAGAUGAACCACAGAUAACAAAGGAUCAGCCCACCAAAAAACCGCACAAGAAGAGGGGCCAUUCCAAGGAAAAGAAGUCGGAUUCUCCCUGCCGGGAAAAAGACAAGAAAUCAUGUCCACCAUGUCCACCUCCAGAGUGCAAGUGCGAGAUCUGCACCUUCAUGGAGCGCCGCCGCAAGGAACCCGAGGCGCCCUUCAUCCGGGAAAUGCGGCGAGCGGAGAAAAGGCGCCAACUACGCAACUACUAUCGUCAAAUGUGCCACAGGAACUACAUGGCAUGCCGCAUUGACGAGAAGUAUCGCGCGCCGCUUCGCAAAUGUGACCCCAUUCAGUGCGAGGACUUCUUCUGCGGGAACACCCGCCUCUACGAGCACUGCGAGUGCCUGGGUGCCGUCCAGGAGCUCCAGAAACUUCUCAAAGGAACCUCAAAUAAACAGCUCCUCGAGUACGUUGAUAAUCUCUGCCAAAGGAUCUGCCAGCGGAUGUGCGAUUGCAUCCUCACCUAGUCUAUGUUUUACGUUGUUUUGUGGUUUUAUUUUAAAAGUAAAUUGUAUUUCAGCAACUA
Drosophila ananassae is the source of this 2249-nucleotide messenger RNA. RefSeq lists its product as uncharacterized. Bases 133 to 2190 code for a protein of 685 amino acids. Lineage: Eukaryota; Metazoa; Arthropoda; Insecta; Diptera; Drosophilidae. The transcript has a single exon. The record is from RefSeq and is a predicted model, not a curated record.